Panicum hallii is the source of this 1224-nucleotide messenger RNA. RefSeq lists its product as uncharacterized. Gene Ontology annotation, molecular function: protein binding. Lineage: Eukaryota; Viridiplantae; Streptophyta; Magnoliopsida; Poales; Poaceae. The record is from RefSeq and is a predicted model, not a curated record. Bases 1 to 1224 code for a protein of 407 amino acids. The transcript has 2 exons.
AUGGCGAAACCACCGCGGCAACAAACGGAGACGGCGGACCACAUCAGCAAGCUGCCGGACGACAUCCUCGUCGCGAUCCUCUCCUUGUGCCCCUACAAGGAUGCUGUGCGAACCGCCUCGGUUUCAAGGAGGUGGGAGCGCCUCGUCGCCCAGCUCCCGAACCUGACCUUGCUCAUGUCGCUGCUUGGGCACUCCACACCCAUCGGCACGCCGAGCGAGCGGCGCGUGCAGAGCAUGGCGCGCACGCUCCGCCGCCGGUGCCGCGACGGGAGCCACGCCGCGGUCAAGAGGCUCCAGCUGGUUUACAGGAAGGACGUGCCCAUGGAGUGCCGGUACGCCGACGAGUUCAUCGCGCUCGCCAACGCCGCGAAGCUGGUGCUCCACCUCCAGUGCGACUGCCUGACAGCGCCUGAUGAUGGUGGCGAUGGUGAUUGUGGCGACGAGGACGCAGGCGCCUGGUCCCUCCAGCUGCCGCCGGCGACAACGGAGCUGGAGGUGGAGCCGUACUGGUACGCGGUGUGGCCGCCACAUAUCCACGGCUCCAGCGUGAGCACCCUUCGGUCGCUGGCGCUGGUAGGCUUCACCGUGCUGCGCCAGGACUUCCUUCUCACCGGCCUGCCGUCGCUGGAGCACCUGCGCAUCGGCCAGUGCACGCUCCCCGCCAGCAUCGACAUCACGUCCGGCGUCAUGCCUCGCCUCAAGCACCUCGACAUCACCGACGUCAGCGUGAUGACCGACGGAACAAAGGCCGCGAUCAACGUGCUCGCCGACGAGCUGCUGACCCUGCGCAUGUCAUGCCACUUGUUUAGCAAGACUAAAGCGCCGUCGAAGCACGAGAUGUUCCUCCUGCGCCCGCGCUUCAACUUCACGGCAAGGUUCACCACGUACUCGUCCUUCCGCCUGCGCGCGCCGAGGCUCCGGGUGUUCGAGUGGCGCUGCUGCUACGCGGACGAGGUGCGCGUCGAGAGCGUGGGGCGUCUCACGGACGUCGCCGUCGAGAUCGCCGCGGGCAUAAUCCCGAGGCCGUUUUGCACCGAGAGCAGGAGCGUGACGACACAAGAGCGUGACAAGCUUAUGACCGACAUCCUCCAGGGGCUUAUGCCUGGACUGCAGCCGCGCAGCUGGAAAAACGUCAAGAGGAAAUGCAUGCAGCGUGAACGUGAUGAUAGGUGGCUGUGCUUUGAAAUCACUAGUGCUUGCUCUGCGCAUGGCCAAAUGAAAUAA